AACAGAGAACAACGGCGGCCGUUGCGCACUUCUCACUCAUCAUCGUUCGUCAUACAUCGAGACUCCAUGGUGACGGAGAAUUGUGACCGUUGACAACGACUGCGAUCAAUCAAAUUCCCCGUGGCGACAAAUCGUCUCAUAUUUUGUCGUCCAGGCGAGCUUCUCAGGUGAUGGAUCGAACAUAUUGAUGACUUUGAUGGAGCACUUGAUGGUAUGAGGAUAAGUCAGGUGUGUGGGUCGUUUCUAGUCAGAUGAAGACACCCGAUGACAGUGCGCCAGAGAGAGAUCCUUCACCAACUAUGACGGAUUAGUCAUCGCCACCAUCUUUACGGAGGGCGGGGCGGUCCGGCGCCAAGACUUCUCUCCCACCUGUAUCAAAUCUUCGGACUCCUCGCGUGGUGAAUUUCUCGUCUCCCCAUCCGCACAACAGUUGAGGAAGGCAGUGACAUUGUCAUUGCUGAGACACAAUGCAGAUCUUUGUCAAGACCCUCACGGGUAAGACUAUCACCCUUGAGGUGGAGUCAUCCGACACUAUCGACAAUGUCAAGUCAAAGAUUCAGGACAAGGAGGGAAUCCCACCGGACCAACAACGUCUGAUCUUCGCCGGCAAGCAACUCGAGGACGGCCGCACUCUUUCGGACUACAACAUCCAGAAGGAGAGCACCCUCCACUUGGUCCUUCGUCUGCGUGGUGGUGGUAAGAAACGCAAGAAGAAGGUCUACACCACCCCCAAGAAGAUCAAGCACAAGCGCAAGAAGACCAAAUUGGCCGUGCUCAAGUACUACAAGGUCGACGGUGACGGAAAGAUCGAGCGUCUGAGGAGAGAGUGCCCCGCUGAUCAGUGUGGUGCUGGUAUCUUCAUGGCUGCUAUGCACAACCGUCAAUACUGUGGUAAAUGCCACCUCACCUACAUCUUCGACGACCCGAAGUAAGGGAGCGGUAGCACACCACAACGAAUGUAGCUCAGAU
Dissoconium aciculare CBS 342.82 is the source of this 969-nucleotide messenger RNA. RefSeq names its product ubiquitin-domain-containing protein. Lineage: Eukaryota; Fungi; Ascomycota; Dothideomycetes; Mycosphaerellales; Dissoconiaceae. Bases 468 to 932 code for a protein of 154 amino acids. Gene Ontology annotation, biological process: translation; modification-dependent protein catabolic process; protein ubiquitination. Gene Ontology annotation, cellular component: cytoplasm; nucleus; ribosome. Gene Ontology annotation, molecular function: protein tag activity; ubiquitin protein ligase binding; structural constituent of ribosome. The transcript is spliced from 4 exons. The record is from RefSeq and is a predicted model, not a curated record.